AUGUUCGUUUCGGGCAUGUCAAUUCUUACUGCCAUACUGCUCUUAAUUGGCAUCAUGGACGUCGUUCCAUCUGAUGCCGCGAACUGGGUACAGGCGGCUUGCAUUGUGGUAUACGCCUUCAUCUACUUUGCGACCAUCGGCGCCAUCUCCUUUGUGUUGCUUGGCGAGGUGUCGACUCCCCAGCUGCGAGCAAGAACAACGGCCCUGGCAACUGCCGUUCAAGCUGUCUUCGGUAUCUUCAUGAACGUCGUCAUCCCUUACAUGGUCAACCCCGAUGAAGCGAACAUGAAGGGUAAGGUGGGCUUUGUCUUCGGGGGCUGCGCAGCCGUAGCGACAGCGAUGAGUUGGAUCUAUAUCCCCGAGCUCAAGGGUCGCACAUUUGAGGAAUCGACAUUAUGUUCGCCCGACGUGUGCCCCCACGCCACAUGGGCUCGUACGAGCUCCUUUCGUGAUUAUUCAAGACCCACGGCUUAG
Molecule: messenger RNA, 474 nt
Organism: Aspergillus affinis
Lineage: Eukaryota; Fungi; Ascomycota; Eurotiomycetes; Eurotiales; Aspergillaceae
Product: general substrate transporter
Exons: 1
Coding region: 1-474 (157 amino acids)
Biological process (GO): carbohydrate transport; transmembrane transport
Cellular component (GO): membrane
Molecular function (GO): carbohydrate:proton symporter activity
Source: RefSeq, a predicted model, not a curated record